GGAGGCGAAAAUAGCAUAACAAAAACAUCAAUUACGAAACGCAACGCGAUGCAAGAGGCGCUGUCCGUGACGUUCAGCCUGCCUAGACAUGGUGGAAAUGGAGGACAAGGUGGACAUGGUGGUUGGCUGCUUGUCAUGCUGAUGCUGUUCGUGGCGCUGACUCCACUGCACGCCAAUGAGGAUGGGCACAGCUCAAACAAACGCUACGCCGACCAGAGCGUGCAUGGUUACAUGACUGAGCGCACCUGCUGGUGGAAUGAGGUGUGCAAGGAGGAGUUCCAAAAUCUGUUUCGCUGCAAGUGUCCACAGUAUUCCUAUUGCCGCUCGCCAGGACGCUAUUAUAAUGCGUAUUGUUCUAUGACAGAUACCGGUUAUAUUUGGACUCAACUAGCGUUGGGCACCGUUGAGCGCUGAGUGCGUGACGUCAAACAUAUCAUCACAGUUAAAUUACCAACAACAGCAACAAGAACAACAAUAACAAUAACAAUAACAUAAACCAGCACCAACGGCAGCUACACUGACUGCUGAUAGUAUGCAACCAUUUCAUAAGUGGCCUACAACAAAUAUUCUAAAAUGGCAGCUAAGCCAUCAUACUCAUUGGUUACAAAUAUUAGCAAAAAAUUAAAACAAAUUUAUUUGUACUUCUGAAUUUAUCGGCAUUUAAAUAUCGGCAAUUAGCUAAAGCUAUUUGCGCAGUAUUAAGUAUCGAUAUAUUCUAGGCACUCGCAUAUACUUAGGGCACAUACAUACUUGCACGCCUGUCUGUGUGAGUUUGUUCUUUAUGGGAUCUUGUGUUAUCGAUUUGUGUACAACAAUAAAAUUA
Drosophila hydei is the source of this 823-nucleotide messenger RNA. RefSeq lists its product as uncharacterized. The coding region runs from base 49 to 414 and encodes 121 amino acids. The transcript has 4 exons. The record is from RefSeq and is a predicted model, not a curated record. NCBI's taxonomy places the organism in Eukaryota, Metazoa, Arthropoda, Insecta, Diptera, Drosophilidae.